AUGACUGCGGCGGCGGCCGGAAUAAUCGUGUUCACUGCUACCGACGACGUACCCGCAAACUUCAUACAAUUAUUAGUGUCCUCAAGAGUCAUCAUCCGGAGCUCCACCCCUCAUUGUGGUAACGGGACGAGCACAUUGCAAUGGCGAAUGCUGUCUCAGCAGCUCCUGCGACGAACUCCGUUCUUAGUCACAGUAGCAGCUCUAUUGUUGCUGCUACCCAUUUGUCUGGCUCGUCGCAAAUCGCCAGUAGCACGGUCCUCUCCAGCCUGUGCGACUUCCUCUGAGGUUGCUGCUGCUGCCUCCGGGCAACAAGCUCGCCUCUCCGCCGCCGACACACCCGCAGAGUCUCUAUCCCGCGCUUCCUCUGUCAUCAGCACUACCUCAGCCACCAGUGUUUCCAAGUCUCCUACCAACGUUGACAACGCUGGUCCCAUCACCGGCACUGCCUCCACAGCUGGUACUCUCUCCGCUACCAGCACUACCUCCUUCGCCCGUGUUCCCUCCGCGCCUUCUCAAGCUUCCUCCAGCGCCCAGUCGGCCAGUGUCGAGACAAUAAUCAACGAAUCCGUCGUGGUGUACGAUUCUUACCUCAGCGGUCAUACCGUGUAUAGUACCGCAAAAGUCUUCUCCAGCGUUACCGAGACUGUGUCCGCGUCUGGAGAGGUGAUAACAGCCACCUCGCUGCAACGUGUAACUAUACCAACCGUCUCCUCGCCGCUGUCAAGACAGACGUCCAGCUCUACCGGUACCCGCACCACUUUUGCACCGUCGCAGUCAGGCACCUCAAUCGAACCAAAGCCCGCCACGCCAAAUCGCAACACUCUCCGGAUAGCAGCCGCACUCGCACUGGGAAGUCUAUGCAUCCUAGUCCUCGGAUUCUCGCUGUGGUGCUGGCGCCGGAGACGGAAACGAGCAGUGCUCGGAGAUGCAGCGGAUGACUCGGGCGUGUUUGUACCGUACAGAAUCGUGCCGUAUACCAAGGCUCGAUCACUACUAGCGGAUACGAAUCGGGCCCCGUCUCCCGUUACGGAGAACGAUAUAGAAGAGGAGCUCGAAGGCGUCCGAUGCUCACUACCCAAGUGGACGAUUCGCGGGGCCCGCUGCGCAGCGUAG
Messenger RNA from Rhodofomes roseus, 1113 nucleotides. RefSeq lists its product as uncharacterized. The record is from RefSeq and is a predicted model, not a curated record. The transcript is spliced from 6 exons. The coding region runs from base 1 to 1113 and encodes 370 amino acids. NCBI's taxonomy places the organism in Eukaryota, Fungi, Basidiomycota, Agaricomycetes, Polyporales, Fomitopsidaceae.